Messenger RNA from Ichthyophthirius multifiliis, 2046 nucleotides. RefSeq names its product transcription initiation protein spt5, putative. The transcript is spliced from 9 exons. Gene Ontology annotation, cellular component: DSIF complex. Gene Ontology annotation, biological process: regulation of DNA-templated transcription elongation; regulation of transcription by RNA polymerase II; transcription elongation by RNA polymerase II. The record is from RefSeq and is a predicted model, not a curated record. Lineage: Eukaryota; Ciliophora; Oligohymenophorea; Hymenostomatida. Gene Ontology annotation, molecular function: mRNA binding.
AUGAGUUAAGACGAAGACGAAAAUAUCAAUGUUUAUAGCGAAGAAUCCAAUUAAUUUGAUGAUUUUGAAGAUGAUGAUGAUAAUGAUUUUUAUAGUAAACCAGAUAAAGAAUCUAAUAAAAGAGCUACAAAAAAGAAAUUAUUAACCAAUGGUCGUAAAAAAGCUGCCUAUAAAAACUUCAUCGAAGAAGCAGCCGAAGAAAGUGAUUAAGAGGAUGAAAAUGAUGAAGAAUAUUAAUUAAAACGAUUAAAAAAUUAAAAAGAAGCUGACUUAUAUAAAUAAAGAAGAAAUCCGAAUUUCUAAUAAGUAGUAGAUUAAUUAGGGGAUAAUGAAGAAGAAUUAAAUAAAAGAUAUGAAAAUAUGAACCAAUAUGAUGAUGAAAAUGAUGAAGAAUUUGAUGAAGAUGAUUAAAAUCUUCCAUCUAAUUUAAGAAAACAUAAAUUAAAUAUAAAACCUUAUUAGAAGUUUUUUUCAGUGGGACUAAAAAUUGGAAAAGAGAAAGAAACCGUGCUUAAUUUAUUAAAUAAAUUUAGUAUUUUUUAGAAAAAGGGAGAAACUCCGAAAAUACACUCGAUUUCGUUUGUUGAAUAAAAUAAAGGGUUUAUUUAUAUUGAAGCUGAAUAAAAAAAGGAUGUUUUAACUUUUAUUGAAGGAGGCGAUGAUUUUGUUGUAGGGGAUAAUAAUAAUAAAUAUGGAAAUUAGUAAAAAAAGGAGGAUUUCCAUUCAAAAAAGGAGGAGGACUCUUUGUGCCGUACUAAUGUCUCAGGAUGUGAGGAAUUUAUGUAUGAUAAGAGUGUUUCUGAUAAAGUUAUUAUGAUUGAAAACACAUAUGGAUAUGUGUACAAAACAUUCAAUUGUAAAGAUUUAGAUUUAAAAUAUAGCCCAAAAUUGGAUGAAAUAAAGAAAUUUUAUCCUUUUGGGGAUAUUUAAGAAUAUUUAAAAGAUAAUUAUAAAAAUCUUAAAUUAGCUGAUUAAUAUACUAAGUUUAUUCCAGGAGAUUAGGUUUUGGUCACUAAUGGGUAAUAGAAAGGAUUGAAAGCUUAAGUUGUGGCUGUGAAUGGCGAUUUGGUGAAAAUUGUGGCUUUAGAUAAGAAAUAUAAGGAUUUAGAAUUGGAUUUAUAGGCUAAAGAUCUUGUUAAAAAUUUUAAUGAUGGGUAAAGGGUUAAAGUUAUCUCAGGAAAUCAUUAAGGAAAAACUGGUGUUAUUUUGAAAACGGAAAACUAUAUAUGCUAUAUUUUUACAGAUAAUAAAAAUACAAUAGAAUGUAAACCUAAAGAUUUGGCAGUUUCAGGCGAAAUUAAUAUUGAUUACUCAUAAUCUAGAGGAAAUGAUAUUAGUAAUAAUUUGAAUUUGAAAAAGCAUGAUUUAGUAAAGCUAAAUGGAUAAAAUAGUGUAGGGUUAGUACUAUCUAUUUCUUCAGAUUUUAUUAAAAUAUUAGAUCAGAACGGAAAAACUAAAAAUGUAAGUAAUUAUGCUAUAAAUAGUAAACUUGAUACUAGAAAAGCAGUUGCUAAAAAUUUAGAAGGAUGCCCUAUUACUAAUAAUUCAAAUGUCAUUAUUAAAUAAGGAUAAUAUUAAGGAUAUUAAUGUUAAGUUAUUCAUGUUUUUAAAAAUAUUGUUUAUUUAUUUAAUCCAAAAUUUAGAGAUGAUAUUGUUGUAGAAAAUGUAAAUAAUAUUUUAUUAUAAACAAGCAAUCCUGUAUUGAAUAAAUAAGGUGUUAAAUUUGCCUAUGAAUCUUAAUAUGGAAAUAAUAAAUUCCAAAAUAAAAAAAAUGAUGAUUUAAGAUAAUAUGUAGGUAAAUAAUUAAGAAUAAUUGACGGAAAAUAUAAAGGAUUUUAAUGCACAGUUUUAGAAAUUAGAAAUGAUAAGUAAAUUAAGGUAGAAAUUAAUUCUAAGUUCAUAUAAGUUUUUAUUUAAAAAUCUGAUAUUAUUCCAUUUAUUAAAUAAGCGAAUGAAUUAGAAUAUGGUAAAACACCAGCUUAUUAAACAUAAAGUACAUAUUAACCCAGUAUAAGAGGAGAACAUAAUUUACAUGAGUUUCCAUGA